AUGUGUGGGAAUCGGAUGCGUGCUUACGCGGGGGGGGUCGUGCCCCUAGACGGUGAUCUCAACUGGUGGACACGUGGACACGUGAAAAUGAGUAGCGCCCGGCGCGGUGUGAUUGGCUUGCUGCAAAUUAGAGAGCGAGGCGAGUGGGCCGAAUUUUUGCAUCACAAGAUAUUCCGACUCCAACGACUCGGUGCUUCAGCCGGAUCCAUCCUCUGCGAACCUCGCCCCCUUCCAUCGCCGUGCCCGACUCCCCCCGUCCCAUUCACCAAUGUCGCCCGUAACAUUUGUGCCCUCUCCGCUCUUCCCCCAGCGCGCCCCGCGUCGCCCCCUCUCCUGCCUCUCCUGCGCCCGCGUCAACCCUGUCCACGCCGUGACGCCGCGCAUGUCCGCCGUCCCACUGCCAGAUGA
Chondrus crispus (carragheen) is the source of this 408-nucleotide messenger RNA. RefSeq lists its product as hypothetical. The transcript has a single exon. The record is from RefSeq and is a predicted model, not a curated record. The coding region runs from base 1 to 408 and encodes 135 amino acids. NCBI's taxonomy places the organism in Eukaryota, Rhodophyta, Florideophyceae, Gigartinales, Gigartinaceae.